GGUGGGGAGAAACUGCGUCACUGCACCAUUUCUUGCGCCCUCUUUAUGCGCAAUAUCAAAAUGCAAGUAGACAAAAUGCCGUCGGAGUCUAAACCUUUGUUGACAGCUCAAACUGAAAAGCCCAAUCAUUAUUCGUAUUUAAAGGAGUUUCGCGUCGAUCAGUGUUCGUUGUUUCUCCAGCACAAAUGUACACAACACAGACCUUUCACCUGCUUUCAUUGGCAUUUCAUGAAUCAGAGGAGAAGAAGACCUAUACGAAAAAGAGAUGGCUCGUUUAAUUACAGCGCUGACAACUAUUGUACUAAAUACGACGAGACAUCUGGGAUUUGCCCCGAUGGAGACGAAUGCCAAUUUCUACAUAGGACUGCAGGGGAUACAGAGCGGAGAUAUCACUUGAGGUAUUACAAGACGUGCAUGUGUGUUCAUGAUACAGAUAAUAGGGGGUUUUGUGUUAAAAAUGGAGCACACUGUGCUUUCGCUCAUGGUAACCAUGAUUUACGACCUCCCGUGUAUGACAUCAAAGAAAUGCAGGCGCUGGAUAGUCCUGAUGGAGAAUCAGCUCCCAAUGGACCGAAUGUCUUAGAUAAAGAAAGGAAUUUAAUGAAUGAAGAUCCUAAAUGGCAAGAUACAAAUUAUGUGUUGUCAAGUUAUAAAACAGAACAAUGUAAAAGGCCACCUAGAUUAUGCCGGCAAGGAUAUGCUUGCCCACAAUAUCAUAAUAGUCGUGAUAAGCGAAGGAGCCCAAGGAAAUAUAAAUAUAGGUCAACACCAUGUCCUAAUGUGAAACAUGGUGAUGAGUGGGGUGAGCCUAGUAAUUGUGAAAAUGGAGACAACUGCACAUAUUGUCAUACUAGGACUGAACAACAAUUUCAUCCAGAAAUUUAUAAGUCUACUAAAUGUAACGAUGUUCAGACUGCUGGUUAUUGUCCUAGAGGAGUUUUUUGUGCUUUUGCUCAUAUUGACCAGGAAAUGUGUUUGGCGAGAGAUUUAGCUGCUCCUUUAGAAUUGGGAACAAAUUUAGCAGAUAUUUUAAGUAAUGCUAUGUCCUCUAGAAAAAGGACAAAAGAGAGUAGCGAAUCAUCAAACGGAAGUGGGGAAUUAUCGGAGUGUGCUUCUACUAGUAGUAUCGGUUCAAAUGGUUCACACAGUCGAGCUCCAGGUGCACAACUAAUCCAUAGGAAUGACAAAAAUCACAUUAAUCUGUUUAAUCACGCACCACAAAAUGAUAUACAAGUACAGGAUAUUUUAAAUGAAAAGUUAACUCUGGAUAAUAGUGUAGUAAUGAAUGAAAAUGAUAAAUCUGAUAAGCAAAACUUAUUUAUGGCACUAAAUAUUCCUCAACAGCAUAACAAUUCAAUUUUAUCAUCACUUCAUUUUGAUCCAUCAGAUAUUUUAGGCAACCCAUUAGAAGAUCUGCAUGUCGAUGAACCAUUAGGCUUUGUUGGGAUGGACCGUGAUUUUGAAACAGAUUCACCUACUAUUUCUAAUUCGAUAACUGCUGGUCUAGCAAGUUCAGGUAUGCUAGGAACUUCUGCUCCAGUGAACAUUCCAAGGAGUGACCAAAAUAGCGGAUACGGUAGUAUCUCUCCGACCAAACGUUCCCCCUUUCAUCAUUUAAAGUCCGGAUAUUUUUCAGCUUCUAGAUUUUCUCAUCCUGAUACUUUAGAAACUAGUUUAUUAAAUCAUGUUGGAAGUAAUCAUCUAACCAGCAGUACAACAAAAUUUGGUAGUUUAACAAAUGGGAGCUUGUAUGAUUAUGGAAUAUCUCCCAAUAGUAGGAAUCCUUUGGGAACUUCCCCUUUAGUCGGGGGAGCUUUUUCUGUCGUUAGUGGGAAUAGAAGUAUAACUUGCGAUGAUAAGACAAAUCAUGCCAGGGGGUCGUGCGAAAUAUGGCAGAAGGAAGCAGAAGAGGCCAAUAGGAAAGCAUUAAUAGCUGAACAACAAAGAGAUGAGGCAAUGAGCCAAGCUAAAGCUUUACAAAAAGAAGUCGAUUUACUUCAAGGAUCACCUUAUUUACAUGGUCUACGAAGAGUAUCAGAAUUAAAGUCACUUCCAUUAACAACUUUGAAAUCAAUACAGGCUCAGUUAAAAGGAGAUUUAGAACAAGUAGAUAAGGAAGUGUUUUUACAGACUGGCACAAAAUGCAUGGUCUGUGAAGAACGUAAUAGAACAGUAACAUUAGGGCCUUGUAAUCAUUAUGUGCUUUGCAGUACAUGUGCGCCAAACCAAAAGGACUGCCCUUACUGCCAGACACCAAUAAUUGCCCAUUCUACACCAACGACAACUGCCCUCCAUGCAUAAGCUAGUCGUAGAGAGGUGAGAAAUAACAUAGCAAACUGGUGUUUUUGGCCUAUUCCACAGUUUGAAACAUGGACCUAUUUUCAAAUUGCUAUUUGGUGUGUACUUUGUGUCGCGUGUGCUAGUUAAAAAAAUAGUGUUACCGAUACUAGACAAGUUUUCUACACUUUUAAUAAAUAAAAAAAGAAAAGAAAACAAGGUUUUAUCACAAAUUAAAGGUAGAUGGUAUUUAUCCUAAAAGAUUUUGUAUAUGACUACCUAUGAAAAAACAAAAAAAAACAUGAUUUAUUAGAUAACUUGUCUGGCUCAGUUUUGUUUAUUGUUAAAUUAUUACUGUAGUUUGAGAUAAUAAUAUUCUUAAAAGUGUGUCAGUAUGGGGUAUGUGUGGGUGUGAGUGUGUGUGCGCGCGCAAGCACAUGUGCGUGUGGGAGCAUAUGUAUGCUUGAAAUAUUAAAAUUUUCAUUUUCAUUUUCAAUGAUAUUUUUAAAAAUAAUAAAUAAAUAUAUUAGAUUUUCAUUAGUUACAAAAAGUAUGUUUUUAUUUUUCCAAUAAAAAAAUUGUCCUAAUGAUUUUUUUUUUUAAGAAAUGGAUAUAUGUUAUAAUUUACACAGCUUUGCACUUUGUACUAAUCGAUAUAAUUUCUUUUUUUUCUCCCUUUACAUUUCAAAAAAUAUUUUUGUACAAAUAUUGGAGUCAAUAAAAUGGUAUUUUUAAAUACAGACAAAAUAUUAAUUAUGCUAACGACGGAGUUAUUCAUGUGCUUUCAAAUGUGAUUUUUUACCUACUUAGCCAAAUAAAGUUUUUUGAUAUUUCAUGAUUAUUUUUGUGGGAAAUAUAUUUCCCAUAAAUAAAACACAUUUUUUAAUAUUAAAAUAUUUGUAUCAUUCAAUAUUCUAGAAUACAGUUAGAAUAAGCAUUUGUUUUUAUAUUUAUUAGAUGUAAAUAACUUGCAUAAUUAAUUUUGUGGUGAAAGGAAUGUCUUGUCUCAUUCAUUAUUUGUAACAAUUAUUCAACAUUUUAACAAUAACAGCAAAAAUAAAUAGUAAUUUAAGUCAG
Molecule: messenger RNA, 3354 nt
Organism: Cimex lectularius (bed bug)
Lineage: Eukaryota; Metazoa; Arthropoda; Insecta; Hemiptera; Cimicidae
Gene: unk
Product: RING finger protein unkempt
Exons: 15
Coding region: 46-2301 (751 amino acids)
Molecular function (GO): metal ion binding
Source: RefSeq, a predicted model, not a curated record